Molecule: messenger RNA, 1296 nt
Organism: Perognathus longimembris pacificus (Pacific pocket mouse)
Lineage: Eukaryota; Metazoa; Chordata; Mammalia; Rodentia; Heteromyidae
Product: protein FAM47A-like
Exons: 1
Coding region: 1-1296 (431 amino acids)
Source: RefSeq, a predicted model, not a curated record
AUGGGAGAACAGAGAAGGAAGUGGUCCGUGCAGCCAUGGGUACUGAGGCCAACGUCUCCACGUGUGCCUUGCAAGCCCUGGCGCAACGACAAUACUCCUGCCCGGUGUUUGAUUGUACCUAAGAAGGAGCCUUUCAGGAUCCCCACUUCCCUAGAUGGCCGGAGAUGGGUAUUUGUGAAGGAAGGGCUGGAGCCCUUUAAAAAAAGCCGUCCACCAUCUGAAAAUAUUACUGCUGAAGCACGCAAGGGACCCUUUCUUCCGUCGAUUUCUCACAAACCUCCCCCCAGGAAUCCCAUGAAGAUGCCCAAGUAUGCCAACGUGUAUUCUUCGCUCUCGCAAAGCCAGCAAGCACGCAGGGCCUACAUAGCAAACCUCGAAGAGAAAAUGAAACGGAAGCACCCCUUGGCUCUCUACCCGAAUCUGGAAGACAACAUACCCGAAGGUGUCUUACUAGAUGUGCUGAAAUUGCUGGACCCUGAAAGGAAGCUGGAGAGUACGUGGGAUUAUUGUGAGACCGAGAAGAAAGAUAGAAAACCCAAGAAACCUUUCAAGGUAACCAAAUAUUCUAAAACCGUGAAAACGUGCCUGAAUCCUCCCCCGAUUCCUGGCAAGCGAGUAGAUCUGGUGCCACUGAAAAAACCCAAGGUCUCAAAGGCAUUAUAUGAAGCUGUUAUGCGGAAGUACAUACCCAAAACCGUCUAUAAAUUCUGUGAAUGGGUUCAGACCCUUGGAGACUUAGACAUUGAUGAAAAUGUAGUGGUGGAUCACUUUGAUCUUGGCUAUGAGUGCAUACCAACCUAUAUAGAUACUCGCAUCAAGAAAGUAAAUAGAAUUCCUUUAGAGACCAGGCAAUGCAGAAAACUUAGCAGAGUGAAACAGAUACGAUUCUCUAUCCAGGAAAGCAAUUUUGAGAGGAGAUUUCGGAAGCCACCUGAUCCGUACAAAUCCCACAGGCAGAAGAUAAGGUAUGGAGCUUGGUACCUGAAGCCUAGUUUGUGGAAAAAGCUAGUAAAUAAUGAGCCUCUGAUUGACCCAAAGGAGUUCAUUGAGGUAACUUAUCCACCAGACAUUAUUGAUGAACUUUACGGUACAAUUGCCUUUAAGGAUUACAUCAUGAGCAAAGGCUACAAUAUGCCAGCUAUUCUUGAGAAGUUUUUCUUCAGGAAGGGAUGGGAUUACCAAGAUGUUAUCACUCCUAUCCCGAGAGUAGUAAGAGCUCAUGAACUGAAAUAUGCAGAGGAUGAGGAUGAUGAUGACGACUAUGACGAUUUCGAUGACUACGACUAUUAUAACUAG